Molecule: messenger RNA, 878 nt
Organism: Lathyrus oleraceus (garden pea)
Lineage: Eukaryota; Viridiplantae; Streptophyta; Magnoliopsida; Fabales; Fabaceae
Exons: 4
Coding region: 261-878 (205 amino acids)
Biological process (GO): regulation of transcription by RNA polymerase II
Cellular component (GO): nucleus
Molecular function (GO): sequence-specific double-stranded DNA binding
Source: RefSeq, a predicted model, not a curated record
UUUCAUACGCACAAAAUAUUCGAUGUAUCCACAGAGAACUAACAAAAAACCAAGACUCUCUCUCAGUCUCAAAUCUCAAUUCAUUAGUUCCACUUCUUCGUGAGAUUCAUACGCACAAACAGCAACGUUACUCCGCUAGGGUUCAUCAUUCUCUCAGUUCGUGGUUUCAUCGUUUAACGAAGAACCGUCGCCGUCCAUUAUUCAACCACAAAUCACCACCGAGCUUGUUAGAUCAAGGAGUUGGAUGAGUCCUGCCGCCAAUGGAGCGCGGCAAAAGUAGCUUGCAAGGAGUUGGAGUUCCUAGCUUGCAAGGAGUUGGAGUUCCUAGCGGAGUUGUAGAUCAAGGAGUGAGUCAAGGAGCAGCUGCUGGUACUGCACUCCCUCCACUUCGAAAAAGGAAACUUAAUGCUAGUGGUAGUAGAAAAACUUCUACGGUUUGGGAAGAGUUUAACAUUUUACCGGAUGAGCCUGAACCUAUAGCCGCGUGUAAACACUGUCAUAAAAGGUACCGAUGUGACCCUAAAACACAUGGUACUUCUAACAUGCUAGCUCACUCGAAAGUGUGUUACAAAAACCCUGCCUUUUUGUUGAAAGACCCCAAUCAGACAAACCUUGUAAGCGGCGAGGGUGGGUUUUUAGUUCCAACUAGUCAAAGGUUUAAUGCUGCAGCCUGUAGGAAGGCCAUUAAUACCUUUGUUAUCCUUGAUGAACAUUCCUUUAGAGUGGUUGAGGGUGUUGGUUUUAAGCAAAUGUGUAAACAAUUGCAACCCCAAAUGGCUAUCCCUACUAGGAGGACCGUUGCUAUGGAUUGUUUUCAGCUUUACCUAGCUGAAAAGUCACGUCUUAAAGCCUUUUUUAAAUCUGAUUUUUCUCUUUAG